CUGGGCGGGGCGCGCGCGGGUCUCGGCUCCUCACGCGCCGCGCCCGUAGCCCCAGCUCGCGCGCCGCGGGGAAGCCCGGCGGCCAGCGCCGUCCGCGAGCCCACGCCGUGGCCGAGGAGGAGCCGCGGGCGCCCAGAAGAGAAGGCAAAAUCCCAGUGAAGAAAGUGACUUGACCAACUCACUGAGCUGGAGUGAAGAGCUCCUGACUGCCACCUGGUGCUUUUCCACUCUGCCUCAUUUCCUGUUUCUCCACUGGAGGAAAAGUAAAAGUUUCCCUGUCAUCCACAGAAAAAUGAAUCAUUUAAACCUUUGGAGGACUCAAUUAUAAUACUUCAAUACUACCAACUAAGAUUGAUGACAGUAAAUUUCUUCACUAUAGAACUGCUGAAGAACUAAAAGAAGAUAUUCUUUUAUAAAAAGUUCUAUAGUGUGAUGAUAUUACUAAACAAAACUUAAAAACUCAAUUAUUAAAUUAUUAGAUUUGCUAAGAAAAGCACACAUGUGCAGUUGCUACUGUAUCUUGACAGUUUUACUAAACCUCAAAUUUAGACAGUUCCUUUUGUAGGAAAGUCAUUGCAAGAAACCACUGAACAGUGCCAUCAGAUAUAUUUCCAGCCAAGUGUUACUUAGGAAAAUUUACUUGAAACAACUCCUAUAGAAUUCCAAAUCCCACCACUAAGUGAAUUUGAUAUUAUGGCAGCAACUUACAGACUUGUGGUCAGUACUGUGAACCACUAUAGCAGCGUGAUAAUAGACCGGCGUUUUGAACAAGCUAUACAUUAUUGCACUGGAACCUGCCACACCUUCGCCCAUGGAGUCGAUUGCAUUGUGGUGCACCAUAGCGUUUGUGCAGACCUCUUACACAUCCCUGUGUCUCAGUUCAAAGAUGCUGACCUGGACUCUAUGUUCCUACCCCAUGAAAAUGGGUUUUCCUCAGUUGAAGGCGACUAUUCCCACCAGGCCCUUAUUGGCAUACCCAGGAUCAGGAAAGGAUCUACAUUUCAAAACACCUGUAACUUAAAGGACAUUGCAGGAGAAGCAAUCAGUUUUGCCAGUGGGAAAAUAAAGGAGUUUUCCCUUGAAAAACUCAAAAACUCUAACCAUGCAGUUUACAAAAAAGGAAGGAAAGUUAAAUCUGAUUCAUUUAAUAGGAGGUCAGUUGAUUUUGACUUGCUUUGUGGCCAUUAUACCAGUGACGGGAACUCCCCGUCCUUUGGAUUACUUCGGAGUUCCUCAGUUGAGGAAAAAUCUUUGUCCCAUAGAAGUUCACUUGAUUCAAGCCUCACUUCAAUGCUUCUUCAGAACAUCUCUGAAGAAGACUUAGUCACUCAGAUUUUGGAAAAACAUAAACUCGAUCAUUUUUCUCCUGGAACAGACAUAAAGAUGUGCUUGGACAUCUUGCUGAAAUGCUCUGAGGAUUUGAAAAAAUGCACAGACAUCAUAAAACAGUGCAUAAAGAAAAAGUCAGGGAGCAACAUCAAUGAAGGGAAUGGUAAUGAUGCUAUUUCUAGCCCUGAAACUAUCUAUAUGACUGUAAUGAGCAGGUUAGCAUCAUACCUCAAAAAGUUACCAUUUGAAUUCAUGCAGUCUGGGAAUAAUGAGGCUAUAGACUUAACGGAACUUGUCAGUAAUAUGCCUAGUUUACAAUUGACUCCCUUCUCCCCGAUGUUUGGCACCGAACAGCCUCCUAAAUAUGAAGACGUUGUCCAGCUCACAGCCCCUGAUGCAGGAAGAGUUCAGGCUAUAGAAAUGCAAAAUGAAAAGCACAAUACUAGGAAAAUAGAUAAUACAAAACCCAUUCCAACCAAUUCAGUGAAUUCCUUAUAUAAUUUAGAGAAAAAUGAUCCCAAAUCUUUAAAAGAUACCCAGCAUCCAUCACAGUCAUUAACCAUAAAUCCUUUAGAAAAUUCUUCUGCUAAUGUAAUAGAUACCCUUUUUAUUGAAGAAGAGUCUGAUGGUGAGAAAGCAUUAGCUAAAGGACAAAGGACAGAGAAUGGACUCAGUCAGGAAUCAUUAAAGGAAAAUAAAGAUAAAGCAGAAUUUUCAGAUCACAGUGCUCAUCUGAAGAAAGGUCCUGCCUCAAUGCAGACUGAAAUUGCUAAGACGAUAUAUAAGAAGCCAGUUGCUGAUUUACCUGAGGAAAAUUUUAAAUCAAAAGUUGCUAAAGUUGAAGAGGGAGACCACAGAGAUUUCAUGAAUCCAAAUAGUCAGGAAGAAAUAGAUAAGUUAUUAAUGGACUUGGAAUCUUUUUCACAGAAAAUGGAGACCUCUCUAAGAGACCCUCUUGCCAAUGGUAAAAGCUCCAACCCUGCAAAUAGUCAUAGUCCAUUGACUGGUCAGAGUCCUGUAGACUUUGGAUCUAAAUCUAAAAUCUCUUCACCCAUGGAAAAAGUCUCACCCUCCUGUCUGACAAGAAUUAUUGAAACCAAUGGACAUAAAAUAGAGGAAGAGGAUCGAGCCCUCUUACUGAAAAUUCUAGAAAGUAUUGAAGACUUUGCUCAAGAACUAGUUGAAUGUAAAUCAGGCAGAGGAAGCCUCUCACAAGAAAAGGAAAUGAUGCAGAUUCUUCAGGAAACUUUGACAACAUCUUCCCAGCCCAAUUCAAUCUGUAGAAGUUCCCCUGUUGAUGAUAAGGCUAAAGAUGCUACAGUGGUUUUGAUUCAACAGACACCAGAGGUGAUCAAGAUUCAAAACAAACAAGAAAAGAAACCUGGAACACCACUUGCACCUCCAGCCGCCUUUCCAAGUAGUCCUCAACCUCUCUCCCCUGUUCCUCAUGUGAACAAUGUUGUGAAUGCAUCAUUGUCCAAAAACAUUCCACAAUUCUACUUUCCUGAAGGACUCCCAGAUGCCUGCAGUAACCACGAACAAACACUAAGCAGAAUUGAAACUGCUUUCAUGGAUAUUGAAGAUCAGAAAGCAGACAUUUAUGAAAUGGGAAAAAUUGCAAAGGCCUGUGGCUGCCCUCUCUACUGGAAAGCCCCCCUGUUCCGGGCUGCCGGAGGAGACAGGACGGGAUCUGUGUCGGCACAGGCGUUCAUUGCCAUGUGGAGAGAGCUGCUGAAUAACCAUCAUGAUGAUGCCUCUAAGUUUAUUCAUCUCCUAGCAAAACCCAGCUGCUGCUCUCUGGAGCAGGAGGACUUUGUCCCUUUACUUCAGGAUGUGGUGGAUACACACCCUGGCCUCACGUUCCUGAAAGACGCUCCAGAAUUCCACUCCCGGUAUAUCACCACGGUUAUUCAGAGAAUAUUCUACACAGUCAACAGGUCUUGGAGUGGAAAAAUUACUUCGACAGAGAUAAGGAAAAGCAACUUUUUGCAAACACUGGCUCUUCUAGAAGAAGAGGAAGAUAUCAACCAAAUCACAGAUUACUUCUCCUAUGAACAUUUCUAUGUUAUUUAUUGUAAAUUCUGGGAACUGGACAGUGAUCACGACCUUUACAUCAGCCAGGACGAUCUCUCUCGUUACAAUGACCAGGCUUCUUCAAAUAGGAUCAUUGAAAGGAUAUUUUCUGGGGCAGUAACAAGGGGAAAAACUGUACAGAAAGAGGGAAGAAUGAGCUAUGCAGAUUUUGUAUGGUUUCUGAUCUCUGAAGAAGACAAAAGGAACCCUACCAGCGUUGAAUACUGGUUCCGCUGCAUGGAUGUGGAUGGAGAUGGCGUCCUGUCCAUGUAUGAGCUGGAGUACUUCUAUGAGGAGCAGUGUGAGCGCAUGGAAGCCAUGGGCAUUGAGCCCUUGCCGUUCCAUGAUCUGCUGUGCCAGAUGCUUGAUUUGGUGAAGCCAGCCAGCGAUGGCAAAAUAACUCUACGAGAUUUGAAGAGAUGCAGAAUGGCUCACAUCUUUUAUGACACUUUCUUUAAUUUGGAGAAAUACUUAGACCAUGAGCAGAGAGAUCCCUUUGCAGUCCAGAAGGAUGUUGAGAACGAUGGGCCCGAGCCCUCCGACUGGGACAGGUUCGCCUCCGAGGAGUAUGAGACGCUGGUUGCGGAGGAGUCUGCGCAAGCGCAGUUCCAGGAAGGCUCUUUUGAAGAUUAUGAAACAGAAGAAACUGCCUCUCUCUCUGAAUUUGGAAACAAGAACAGUAAAAUAACUUCAAAUGUUUCAGAGAAAUGUGGAAAGCUUCAGUCAGUGGACGAAGAGUAGCUGGCCAGUGUCUACACAAAAAUUUGUAUUUUAAAUUUUUCUUGUGAAGAGAUGCUCUAGUUUGCAUACUGCUUUUUAAGGCUUUGGUUUCUGCAAGUGUGUAUCUGCACUAGGAACUGUAAUAUGUUUUUAAAUGAUAGGUUUGGAUACACUUUGAAAGUCUCCUCCAUUUUGCCUCAACCAUAAUGAGCUUUCCUUCGAAAUCAGUUAUGAUGUACAUCACCACCGAAGUCUGCAAAGAAUCAGCACUCUUCAACCACUAAAUGUACCAAGAUCACGAAAACACACCAAGCACAGUUUUCUGCACAGAACUGGUAGUUGCCUCUGCUGCCUGGCACUCGAGGCCCCUCAAUGCUCCUGUGGAGCUGAGACACCUUCACUUGCAGAAAACUUGAGUAAAAUUCUGGAACUUGAAAAAGGGCCUUCGGAACAGACUUAGCCCUUGGUAAUAAAAGCACUGCCAAACAUCUCAGAGACUUCCUUUAAUUUUAUGUGUACUGGAGUUCAAAGAUCUUGAACUUACUUGGUUUAAUGUAGUUUCAUGAUGACCUGCCAAACUGCUAGUCACUUUACAUCCUCAGGUAUUGUAACCACCAGGCCUUCCACAACCUUGCUGGCAAGCUCUGAAUAAUCCUUCCCCAUCCUGUGGAUCUUACAUAAACCUGAAGAAAAUAUUUUAAUAGAAACAAGUACAUUGGGACUGGAGAAAGCACAGCGGGUAAGGCGCCUCCUUGCAUGCAGCCAACCAGAUUCAACACCUGGCACCCAAUAUGGUCCCCAAGCCUACCAGGAGUAAUCCCUGAGCUCUGUAGAGCCAGGACUAACCUGAGCAUCACCAGGUGUGGCCCCCAAACCCCCCAAAUUUAAAAAGUAAUUUGAUUCAUACUUUUAAAAUGUUAACAUUUGGCAUUAAUCUCUCUCUAAUUUAGUUGAUGCCCCACUCAUAUUUCCUAUCAGAAGGCUUGUUUAAAUGAUAUGAGAAAAUUCUAACUAGAGCUUUAUCGCUGAAUGCUAAUCAUUAUUUCAUGCUGAAAAUAAACUACUACUCUAAUAUUCUACCCAACUCUUAUUUGUAACAAAAAUUCAAGAAAACUGUGAUGCUACUCAUUAAACUUAUUUUAUGUUUAAUGGUACAUGGGUUUCUUACAGACGUCUGGGGUUUUUUUUGUUCCCCCAGAGAAACAACGUAGUCAAAUUCUGUAACAUUCUUGAAAAUUGGAAGCAUUAAUAAGAAGGAAAUGGGCCUGAGCAAUAGUACAGCAGUAGGGCAUUUGCCUUGCCCGUGGCCGACCCGGGUUCAAUCCCCGGCAUCCCAUAUGGUCCCCCAAGCACCGCCAGGAGUAAUUCCAGAGUGCAAAGCCAGGAGUAACCCCUGAGCAUCACUGGGUGUGACCCAAAAUCAAAAAAAAAUUUCUUAAAAAUUAAAAAAAGAAAUUUCUGAUUAUUCAAGAAAUCCCCUAAGCAAAUUUAUACAUAUUUUUUAUCUUUCCCCGAUUUUUUUUAAAUGACAAGCCCUGAAUGUCAGAAUUCUUUCCUUCCCAUCAUCACUUGGUACCCUACAAGGUGUGAAGGCUAAACACUGAAAUAAUCAAACCUUGGUCUCUGUUAGACAGAGCAGAAAAUGUUUAGGAAAUAUACCAUCAAAUGCUAUAGUAAUUAAUAGAUGCAGUAAUUCUAACAACCAGUGUCAAUAUCCUCCCAACUUCCUGUCACUUUACCUUCAUGAGCAAAACGAUCUUCCACUUAAAAUGUUCACAGAAACUAUUAAAGUAAUCUAAUACAUGAGAAAGCAUUAAAAGUGACUAUUUAAGCUCUACAUAAAGCACAUAAACACUGGUACAUUAUUAGGGCUAAAAGUAUUCAUAUAAAGGCUGAAGCAAUAGUACAGCAGGUAGGGUGUUUGCCUUGUACACGGACAACCUGGGUUCGAUCCCUAGCAUCCAGUAUGGUCCCCGAGCACCGCCAGGGGUAAUUCCUAAGUGCCAAGCCAGGAGAAACCCCUGAGCAUCAUCGGAUGUGACUCAAAAAAGCUGAAAAAAUAAAAGUAUUCAUAUAAGUUCCAGAGCAAUAGUACAGCGGGUAGGGCAUUUGCCUUGCACGCAGACUACCUGGGUUCAAUCCCGGCAUCCCAUGCGGUCCCCAAGCACUGCCAGGAGUAAUUCCUGAGUGCAGAGCCAGGAGUAAUCCCUGAGCAUCACCAGGUGUGACAAAAAAAGCCCAAAAAAUGUAUUCAUGACAUUUACCAUGUCCUCUACCAAGGAAGGAAGCAAUGCCUUUUUUUCCCCAAAAAAGUAUUUAAAAUGCAUUUUAGGAGUCACAGAUAAGGGUUUCUAAAACUCAGUAAAUACUAAAACUCAACUUGCCUACAUACAUGUGGUUUUUCUUUUUAACAUUUUUCUUACUUUCAAAGUUUAUUAUAAAUGUAGAACUAUCAAUGUCGUAUCAUUUAAAGUAAGGCUGUUUGAUUUCGGGUACCCAAAGUCUAUCUUCAGACUGUGUGUUCCAUUGUAGUCUUAGCAAGAAAUAUAAGAAAUAUGAAUUCUGACAAAAUAGGAUAGUAGAGUACUUGACUUUAUGGUAAAGAUCAUAUUGAAUGUAAUUAUUACUGUCCAGAUGGAAAAUUCAAGUUGUUAAAGUAUCUCAGGCCCCUUGAUAAAAGUUAACCGUCAUCAUGCAUGAUCUUAAUGCUACUCAAUGAAAUGUGAGUUUCGUAGCUUAACAAUUACCAAGGUAAUCAAACCUAUAAAAUUCUGUGUAUUUUCCCUGUAUCUUACCUGUCACUAUGUAUCAUUCAAAGUGUUUAUAAACUCUAGAUUAAUCAUAUAAGGUAAGUCAUUUGAUCAACUUUUGGAAAUGUUAAAAGUGUGUUUGGGUGGGGGAAAGCCUGCAUGAUUUAACUGUUUAUACUUUUCCUUUUUGCAAAACUGAAUAAAGACAAGUUAUCAAAUAUGGA
Sorex fumeus (smoky shrew) is the source of this 7096-nucleotide messenger RNA. It is a transcript of the gene PPP2R3A, whose product is annotated as protein phosphatase 2 regulatory subunit B''alpha. Gene Ontology annotation, biological process: protein dephosphorylation. Bases 694 to 4143 code for a protein of 1149 amino acids. Gene Ontology annotation, cellular component: protein phosphatase type 2A complex. Gene Ontology annotation, molecular function: protein phosphatase regulator activity; calcium ion binding. The transcript is spliced from 15 exons. NCBI's taxonomy places the organism in Eukaryota, Metazoa, Chordata, Mammalia, Eulipotyphla, Soricidae. The record is from RefSeq and is a predicted model, not a curated record.